AAAUUUGGACUCCCUGUGGGCUGAUUCUCGGAAAACAAAUUCGCUUAGCGGAUGCCUCCUUUGAACAAGCUUUCACUAGAUGUCGUCGAAGUUGCCAGUUGGUUUGUUUGGUAGCUGAAAACAUACGGAAAGAGAAAGUAUUGAUCAUCAGAAUGAUGGCAUCGGACAAUGGUGAUGCUUCAAGUGACUUCUUACCUAGAGAUUAUCAGAUUGAAAUCUUUGAAGAAGCUUGCCGGCAAAAUGUAGUUGUUUGUCUUGGCACUGGCACUGGUAAGACAUUCAUCAGCGUGUUGCUGAUCAAAGAGCUGGCUCAUCAAAUCAAAGGAAAACUUAGUGAAGGGGGCAAAAGGACGUUUUUCCUGGUCACCACAGUUCCUUUAGUACAUCAACAAAGCAAAGCAAUUGAAGACAGGACAUUCCUUAAGGUAGGUAAAUAUACAGGAGACAUGGGUGUUGACUUCUGGGACAAGGAAGACUGGAAGAAGGAAUUCAAUGCGCACGAUGUUCUGGUAAUGACACAUCAGAUAUUGCUUGAUAUGCUUCAACAUAAUUACUUGCUACCAUCGAAUAUCAAUCUGCUAGUACUGGAUGAAUGUCACCAUACUAAUAAAAACCACCCGUAUGCGCAGAUCAUGAAACGAAUCGAAGAUUUUAGCAUCAAACCCCGCGUUAUGGGUUUAACAGCCUCUAUCAUAAAUGAAAAGGUCAAGAAUAAAGGCAUCUCACUUCGACACCAUCUAGAAGAAAGAAUGAAGGAACUUGAGAUAAACCUACGAGCAGUAUGCUUUACGUGUGCAGAUCAAUCUUCUACAUCGUCAUAUGCAACAAAGCCAAAGGAAAGUAUAAAAGGAUAUCCUGACCUGGAAUUUGAUGACUCUCAGUUCUAUCAGAUAUACACACAAAUCUCAGAUCUUCUUAAAUUUAACGGAGAAAUGCCAAAUAGCAAAGAGGAAAAGGAGGCUUACAAAAAAUGUGUAAAUGCCCUUAGAGAUCUACAAGAAAUUUUAGACUUCCUUGGAGGAUGGUGCACUUACAAAGCUGCAAUUGUUAUCAAAGAAAAUAUUGAAAAGGAGAAAGAUAGCUUUCAUCGUAUUGGGUCGGAGUGGCUCGAUUAUGUGGUUCAAAUAGCAGAGGACAUUAUUCAUUUGUUUGAGCACUAUGCAGUGUCUCAAUUUGGGGGCAUUGAAAGUAUUUUGCUCAUGAUGCCCUUAAUCACCCCAAAAGUUAUGACACUGAUGGACUUGCUGGUUGAUAAUAAGAAAGAUCUCUGUGCGAUUGUGUUUGUGAAAAAGCGAAUCACUGCUCACGUUUUGAGUGAUCUCAUCAACAACUUAGUGACGUGCUAUGAGCAUUAUGAAGGCAUCGUCAGUGAUUUUGUAUACGGACAUAAUUUGGUGGGUAUCUUCACCCAAAAGGAGUUGUGCUCAAUGACGUCAAAGAACCAAGAGAAAAUCCUGCGGAGAUUUCGAAGCAUGGAAUUCAAUGUGCUUGUUGCGACGAGUGUUGUGGAGGAGGGGCUCGAUGUUCGCAAGUGUAACCUCGUCGUGAGAUUCGAUGGUCUACAGAAUUAUAGGGAAUACGUACAAUCAAAGGGAAGAGCACGGGCAAAAAAUUCUAAAUUUGUCAUAUUAUCAAGACAAGAGGAGAUUGAAUCAACAGAAUAUCAGCUUGAGAGAAUGCGAGAGGUUGAACAAAUUUUAAUCGAAAAAAGCAGAGGUCGUGAAUUACCAACCGAAGAAGAAAUUGCAGAAUACAGAGUUGCAGAGCAGCUCAUCGAGCCCUUUAGGAUUUCUGACGAGGAAGGGGCGGCAGAAAUAAAUCGAAACAAUGCGAUGCAGCUACUGCACAUUUAUUGUUCGAAGCUUCCUUCGGGUCAGUAUACAUCUCUGAGACCGACCUUUAAAAUUCAAAAACACGCUGAUUAUGGUGAAUUCAUGGCUAUUGUCAGUUUACCGAUAAACUGUCCUGUGAGAGAAACAAUCGAGGGCGAUUGGCUUCCAACCGAAAAACUAGCAAGAAUCUCUGCGGCAAAAGAGGCGUGUGUUCGUCUUUGGAAGGCUAAAGAACUUGAUGACUAUUUCGUACCAAUUAAAAGAAACUACGAAUCUGACGAAACCGAUGAAGAUGAGGAUGAAGUUGUGCAUGCUGGAAGUGCCUGUAUGAGUACGCCAUUUGUUUAUCAAAGAAAGAUCCCAGACUGUUUUGAGUUCGAAGGACCUUUUCCUUCAUCUGGCUUAUAUCUCUAUGCUUUGGAGAUAGUUCUGGAGAAACCAAAGACUGGUCAAGAGUCUUUAUGGAAUAUCUGGUAUCGUGAAAAUCGUCGACAAUAUGGCUUACUUGUUGCCAGGCCAUUACCAAAGGUACCGUGCUUCCCGCUGUUUACCCAGGCUGGAGAAGUCAGAGUAAGUGUAAAACUACAAGAGGGCGAUGUCUGCCUGGACCGUCUGGAGCUUGAAUGCGUGAAGAGUUUCCAUAAAUCAGCAAUGACGAUGUUUGCUGGUGAUUUUGCAUCUGGGAGAUCUUUUUCCCUUGAUAAUGCUAAGUCAAAGGCUCUUCUUGUUGUUCUUGCAAGUGACUCUCAUUCGCUUACAAAAAGAAAGAAGCAGCUGUUCGAUUGCAAGUUUAUGAGUGAAGUAUGUGACGAUCAUUUCUAUCCUGCAGAUGGGGACCUCGAUGAUGCAGUGAUAAGCAAGACCUACCUCGGAGACAGGAAAAGCCUGUAUUAUGUUGCUGCAGUUAGAAACGAUAUAUUGAUCACAGAUAGAAUUGCAGCUGGCAAGGUAACAUUUGAAGAAUACUAUAGAAACAAAUACGGAAAGAUUAUCAGUCAAGAGCAACCGUUGUUGCAGUCUGUCCAUGCAAGUACAAGGAUCAAUUACACUGCCCCUAGGUAUAGCAGCAAAGAGUGGAACAGCUCAAAAAGCGCAUCUGUCGAGUUCUUGGUACCAGAGCUUUGUCAGCGGAAACGGAUUCCUGCUAGCUUCCACUGUCAAUCAGUGUGCGUGCCAUCACUCCUUUUUAGGCUCGAGACGCUUCUUGCUGCCGAAGAAUUAAGACAGCUGAUGAUUCGAGAUAUCUCUCCUUCGCAUUUGAAUUGCCGCUGUGUCAAUAAAAAGGAGAGGGAAUGUUUUGAUGAGAUAAUGCGAAAACCGAAAAAGAAAAGAGGCGGUGUUUGCAGGUAUGAUACAAAUUUUGAGCGUGAAUUUGAAAAUUUAAAGCUGGAUGAUGCAUGUGGAAAUCUUGGUGAAUUAUUGCACGGAAAAAACCAUGGCAGAGACAAAUGCGUCAAAUUAGAGGUGGUCCUACAAUCGCUAACAACUGCCAAAGCAAACGCUGGCUUUGACUUGGAGAGACUGGAGACCCUUGGUGAUUCUUUUCUGAAGGUUGCAACAUCUAUCUACCUGUUCUACAAAUACCCGAUGAAGUACGAAGGAAGGUUGACAGAAAAACGUAAGCAGCUUGUUUGCAAUAAAAAGCUGUUGAAAGUGGCAAAGCAGAAAGAUUUGCAGCACGUUAUGUGCAAUACGUCAUUUGGUGUGAAGCUUACAGGAAAGGAUGAGGAUACGGUGUAUGACCAUGCCAAAACUCUUUGGUUGCCUCCAAUGUUCGCAGAGGUCUUAAGCCAUUCAUCUAGUGAGGAAGAAAAGGUCCCUGUCGCUCCUUGUCACAUUAUCAGAGACAAAUCAUUAGCAGAUGCCAUUGAAGCUCUCAUAGGCGCAUUUUUGGAGCACGAUGGAGUAAAUGGUGCGCUAAAGUUGAUGCAGUGGUUUGGAAUUGACUGUUUCCGCAGCUCUCUAACGCUUAUGCCUGCUCCAAAUUGUAACAGCGCGUAUGCUGAUUUUGAUCUGCCUCAUGCAGCAAUCUACGAAGAAAAUGCGGAAAACCGAGCCUUUGUCACAAGACAGUACAAAAAAAUGAGACUUUCUGCUGUUGAAAAAACGAUAAAUUAUGAGUUUAAAGAUAAAUCGUUUUUGGUGCAGGCCUUUACGCAUAUGUCAUAUCAUUUAAACAAAGUCACGGGCUGCUAUCAACGGCUGGAAUUCCUUGGUGAUGCUGUAUUGGACUUCCUGAUCGUAGGGCACCUAUGCUCUAACAAUGGAGACCUAGACCCAAGCAGUUUAACAGACAUCAAAUCAGCACUGGUGAAUAACAACACAUUUGCCCUGCUCUCACUCAAAUAUCGUCUUCAUAAAGGUUUGAUGAGGCUGGAGUCAAAACUUGAUUCAGUGUUGAGCAGGUUCGGUGACCUCACGAAAGAAGAAAUAAAUGAUAAUUUUAAGAGCCCAUUCAUGAUUCGACUGACGUCUGACGAUGAUCCAGACGAAGGCUAUCAUGCACCUAAAGUACUUGGGGACAUCUUUGAGUCAUUGGCAGGGGCAGUGUUUCUUGACAGUGGUCUUGACUUUCUGCAAGUAUGGAGAGUUUUUUAUCCCAUACUGAAGCCGUUAAUUGAUGCCUACGUGGAAAACGUGCCUUUAAAUCCAGUAAGAGCAAUUAAAGAGAAAUACCCACAAGCCUCCUACAGGUUUGAAAACAUGACAAAUGGAAAGUGCAUGUGUUUUUGGCGGAUUGACGAAAAGGAAUUUUACGGCAUCGGACAAAACCGAAAAAUGGCACAAGGAGCUGCCGCUCAAAAGGCUUUGCUCGAAGUUUGAUCUGCUUUACGAGCAAAUAUCUCCAUUUUCUACGGCAGAUAGACACUGUGUUUGCAAAAAAGAAUUCUUUGCACUAUAUUACGUAGUGUCGUCGUUUUGUAGUUCAUAACUUUUUAAUCUUUACGAUUGGCGUUACAAAGCAAUAAUUUUUUAAUUGACUUAGCUUUGUUUCUUGUAUUUUAAUGCUCUAUUCUUUAUUCCUCAGCUAAGGGGGCUGCCCUCUCCUUUUUGCUAUUGUGGCACAAGGUGGUCAUGUCUUUUCGCUCACAAUACUCCUUCUUGCAAGUAAUCACCCAAAGGAUUUGUUUGAUGUAAUACGGUGUCUUGUUUAGCGCCACAACCUUGUUAAAACCAACUGAACGUUUCGUUGGAGCAUUGUAAAAUAUUGUUUAAAUUUGUUAUGUGUUGAUCAAUAUGCGAUGUGCCCAGUUAGAUUUGAAAGCAACCGAAAUUGUUGUGCGGAUCCAGCAUUUUUCAUAGUCAUUCGCAAUGGAUUUUGGGUAUGAAAUAAAAUCGUUGAUAGAGAUCCUUGUCACGGUUUA
Molecule: messenger RNA, 5197 nt
Organism: Rhopilema esculentum
Lineage: Eukaryota; Metazoa; Cnidaria; Scyphozoa; Rhizostomeae; Rhizostomatidae
Product: endoribonuclease Dicer
Biological process (GO): pre-miRNA processing; apoptotic DNA fragmentation; siRNA processing
Cellular component (GO): cytoplasm; nucleus
Molecular function (GO): RNA binding; ATP binding; deoxyribonuclease I activity
Source: RefSeq, a predicted model, not a curated record